CUGUAGCAUCCACACAUGAAGCCCAAUGCUGGGCGCUUUCUCACAGAGCAGUUCAGUGCCUCCACACCCAGGAAAUCCUCCAUUUCCUGGAUGCAUGAAUCCUACUACUUAAAUGCGGCCCAUGCAACAGGCAGCACAAACCUCCUCACAAGUGCAGGAUGCAGUGUGUGCUGUGUCCCCACUUGGCAUUUCUCAGACAAGGCCUCCUUCAAUUGUUCCCAGCACUUGGUCACGGACUCAGACAGGCUACCAGAGACCACAGGCAGCUGCCACCACACUCCAACAGCCUGCAGCAGAGAAACUAAGAACAGGUUAACAGCUGAAGACAAUGAAAUUUGUGUGACUCUGCACUGCUUACCACUGAGCAAACAACCCAGAGGGCUGCUGCUAGCACAAGAGGGCAGACCAGCGCACGUUAUGGAUCUUGCUACCAACAGAGGUCUCAACCUGCUGCUCAAUUUCCUGCUCAUAGUCUUGGUUUUAGUACUCGCAUUUAUCCUUGUGAAGCUGAUGUGAAUAAUCCCUGGGAGGUUUCUUUUCAAAUCUUGUUCUGAGGGCUUGGGGUUCUUUUGCAAUGAUAACGUAAGGAGGUCAAUCUAUCUAACCAGAAAUACGACAAGACUGCAUAGAUUGAAGUAUCUGACAGAGAAAGUGUUCAGAGGGUUUUAUCAGAAGUGAACCUUAAAUCUACACACAAUUAUGUCAUGCCAUUGAGUAAGGAAAGCGCUGAGAGCCUUGUUGAGUACAGAAAGAAAUCCAAGUACGCAUAAAGGGUUACUUUAGUUUUAUAAAUGCUGCAGUCAACUUUCAUUUUAAGGACCAGCAAAAGAUCAGCAUCCUUCAAAAAACAAUUUCAGAUCUCCCGUGGAGUGCAAAAGUACAGAUGCUGGGGAUGGAAGAGGUUGCUGUGGUUUACAGCAACUGAGAUGUGGACAAGUUAAGUUUAAAUCUGAAAAUGUAAUUUUUAGGGACACUUUUUGACACCUGUGAUUCACAGCAACAUCUUAAAAGCCAGAAAGCAUUCAUGUUACACAUCAGUAACAGAAGCAGCAGCUGUUAGACCUAUAACAAACAAAACAGAAAUCAAACCCAAACAAGGGCCACUAGCAAGCAAGGGUUAUCAUAUCCACGAAUCCUUCAGCACUGCUGCAUAUGUGAGCUGUCAGAGCCUCUGCAUAACAGCAAGAAGAGUGCUGCAUCCUCAACAAGUUCACCACUUAUGCACAGGUCAAGAGUGCUGCCUGGAGCCCUCAAGCUGUUUGACACUCCAUUUGUUGUAUGCGUACCACAGCAGCAUAGUUAGCCACCUAUAGCUCAUCCUCACAUCAAGCCUGCAAUGAAAGCUUCCCAUGGGACCUCCCCCUACAGCCCUUCACAGGAUGAUCUGCUUUCUCCACGCUUGCUGGGAAAGGCAGUGACCAAGGAGAGCUCCUUUCUACUAGAAUAAUUUGCCUACCAGGCAACCCUAAGAUACACAGGGAGAGAAGGAAGCCACAAGCAGACUACAAACACCACACUGAGGCCAAGAAGUCUGCUCUUCAGCAUCUCUCUAUUCCCCCAACAAGUUGGGAACCAAACGUAACAACAUACCAGUAUCAUAUUGUAAAUUUAAUGCCAUACACAUGCAAGAUGCUGGUGGUGCCCAGAGGUGAGGAAAACCCAAUUUCCAGCUCCUUUAUGACAGAAGAGUUCCCUGGACCAGCAGGUACGCAGUUGAUACCACAGGUGCCCCCAACAUUACAGAGCUGAUCUACUCCAGCUCCACAUAGGAUUGCCACACUAUUACUGCUGUUGCGGCUGGUUCAGUCAUUUCAGUCAUUCAGUACAGAAGAGACUGUACUACAAAAAGAUCUACAAAAAGACUUAGCACAAAAGGAAGACAAUAUGCCAAUAGAAACAUGGUGUGCAGGCCCACCAUGACCAGGCACCCAUGUUUCACACCACAUUAUCUCCUUCAGCAUCGAGACACCAUUAUGUGGGACAGCACUGACAGAGAAGUCAAAUAAAAGAUUUCUCUUGUGCUUUCUCUUGUGCAAUAAAAACUUAAAAAGAGCUUCUGCUUUUUUUUUUUUUUUUUUUUUUUUUUUUAUGUGAAUACAUAAUAUUUGUAUUCAAAGCAGGAAAUUUCACACUGUAACCACUUUUUCACUUAUUUUGAUUAUCUUGAAACGUUCUGCUUUAAAAUCUGUACAUUUAUGUAUGUGGGAUUGACGUUGUAACAGUAAUACAGUUCCAUAUUAUUUAGAAGGAUUUCUGAUAGUUCAUGUAAUAGACAAGAUGAAAAAAAAAAAAAAAAAAAAAAAAAAUCACAAAAUUAAGAAACUGAUAUGAAGGCCACUCUAGUCUGAUGAAGAGUAAAAACUAGUUCUCAAGCAAAAUGGCCACCCUGAGUAUUUUAUGCCUAUUCUUCUGCAAAAACAAGAGCUCCCUUACCUUAUGGAAGUCACUGCGACAGCUGAACAGCUAAAAAGAGCUAAAUGAACUAGCAUUAAAAAAAAAAAUAAAAAAUCAAUUCCUUUCAUUCAAAAGGACAAAGUUGAGUGUAGUAACUUGACCUAUCACUUAUCUCCAGUUCUAAAGCUAUGCACAAACUGCCAUUAGGAUGUAGCUACCCCAUGAAACAACACCAAACUUCUCCCAGACCGCAACGAAAAUCACAGAACCUUAAAUAAAUGUUGAAACGCGCUGCUGAAACUGAACAUGCAUUCUCCUGGGAUGACGUACAAAAUUGGAAAAGCUAUCAGUCAUCCAAUGCCAAGCCUUUUUCUGUAAUCAGGCAUGGUCCAAGCUUGGUUUGCCACCAUCUGCUAGCACUUAGACUGAGCGCACGUAUUCACUAUGGGUUGAAUCCAUUUGUCAGCCUGCAACCAACUUCACAGCGAAAGAAACAGAGCAUAAAAGCUCACAGCAGUGAACUAAUUCUGUUAACUAUAAGUGAUGUUUGAAAUUUUUAUCCUGCUGGAAAGUAUGUUUUUCUCAAGUCAGAUUUUGAAAGCAUUUAUAAUGACUUCUCUCCUUCACUUUUCUGACCUGUCAGAAUCAUAAGGAAAAAUACUUUCGAGUUCACAUUUCAGAAUAAAAUUCAAUGACAACAA
Messenger RNA from Tympanuchus pallidicinctus (lesser prairie-chicken), 3095 nucleotides. It is a transcript of the gene PLN, whose product is annotated as phospholamban. Bases 16 to 516 code for a protein of 166 amino acids. Gene Ontology annotation, cellular component: membrane; sarcoplasmic reticulum. Gene Ontology annotation, biological process: negative regulation of heart rate; negative regulation of ATPase-coupled calcium transmembrane transporter activity; negative regulation of calcium ion import into sarcoplasmic reticulum. Lineage: Eukaryota; Metazoa; Chordata; Aves; Galliformes; Phasianidae. The transcript is spliced from 3 exons. Gene Ontology annotation, molecular function: ATPase inhibitor activity. The record is from RefSeq and is a predicted model, not a curated record.